CGUUAAUCAAUCAUUCCUCUGCCCAUAGACAGCAUCCGUUUCCGUUGCUAAUUAACACUCCAUCACUUGAAGCUACAAUGGUGAGAGCUGCUGAGGUCGCAACGACCAUGGCGGCGGCACUAGUCGUGGUCAUCGCAUUGUCCACUACGCCGGCGGCAAGCGCCAUUGACUACACCGAGCAUGACCUGGCGUCGGAGGAGUCCCUGUGGGCACUGUACGAGCGUUGGUGUGCACACUACAACAUGGCGCGCGACCUCGGCGAGAAGACCCGGCGGUUCAACUUGUUCAAGGAGAACGCGCACCGCAUCUACGAGCACAACCAAGGCAAUGCGACGUACACGCUGGGCCUCAACCGCUUCAGCGACAUGACCGACGAGGAGUUCAGCCGCUCCCCGUACGGACGUUGCUUGUUUGCCCCGGUCCAGCGCAUUUCUGACGGCGAGAACGAAGAGCUCCAGCAGCAUGAGGACGUGUCGUUCAACCUCACGCACGGCGGCGCCACCGCAGCGCUGGGCCUCCCGCCGUCAGUGGACUGGCGCGGGAGGUCGGUGACGCGCGUGAAGGACCAGGGGCUCACCUGCGGGAGUUGCUGGGCCUUCGCAGCGAUCGCGGCGGUGGAGGGCAUCAACGCCAUCCGGACAUGGAGCCUGGUGACGCUGUCGGAGCAGCAGCUGGUGGACUGCGACAAUGUGGACCAUGGCUGCGCUGGUGGUUGGAUACCCUCGGCGUUGGACUUCAUCGUGAGGAACCGCGGCAUCGUGCCGGAGGGCACGUACCCGUACAUAGGCACGCAGGGCCGUUGCCGGCACGUCAUGGCCCCGCCGGUGACCAUCGACGGGUACCGGCGAGUUCUGCCGUUCGACGUGAAUGCACUGAUGUCUGCGGUGGCUGCCCAGCCUGUGGCAGUGGCGAUGGAGUCUAGCGCCUGGGCCUUCAGGCACUACCAAGGGGGCGUCUUUAAUGGGAACUGCGGGGGGAGGCUGGGUCACGCGGCGGCGGUGGUGGGGUACGGCGACGGGGCCGGCGGCCCUUUCUGGAUCGUCAAGAAUUCAUGGGGUCCCAAGUGGGGCGAGGGCGGGUACGUCCGCAUCAGCCGCAACGCGCCCAACAGGCUGGGGAUCUGCGGCAUUCUCACACAACCGUUGUACCCUGUGAAGCGCUAGGAUACCUAUUUCAAUAGCUAUUCCGGUUUGUUCGUUGGGAUAAAAAGUUUAUGUAUCGCAUGAUACAAGUAACCCGUUCCAUAAUAAUACAAUAUACUCAUAGUCACAAAUAGUGCAUAUGUACCUUAUAUG
Zea mays is the source of this 1295-nucleotide messenger RNA. RefSeq lists its product as uncharacterized. The record is from RefSeq and is marked provisional. Gene Ontology annotation, biological process: proteolysis. The coding region runs from base 78 to 1163 and encodes 361 amino acids. Gene Ontology annotation, molecular function: cysteine-type peptidase activity. Lineage: Eukaryota; Viridiplantae; Streptophyta; Magnoliopsida; Poales; Poaceae. The transcript has a single exon.